CGGAAAUAGUGAAAUUAAGGAAAAAAGUUGGCAUUUUUUGAUUCAUAGAAAUUCCUUUAAGAAAUAUUACGUUUUAAUGCUUCUGUGAAUAGUUAAUUACAUUCAAUAACUAGUUUAUAUAAAAGAAAUGCAUUAACAUAGUAAAAAUAAUAGCGAAUUUAUAGAAAAAGCUAUUUUAAAACCAUACAAGAUGAAAGACCAGUCACCACACAAAAUAAACAAUAGCUAUGAAUCGCCUUCAUCAGGUUCUGCGACAUCUUCUAGUUCCGCUGGAGAUGUUACAGCACAUAGAUUUAUGAAUUUAGACUUUAAUAAUGGAUAUGCAUUGAGUAGUUUAAUUCUAUCGAAUGUAAGUGAUUAUGAAAUGUAUAAUACGUCCGCGGAAGAAGGAAUCUUCCCAAAUGUACCAAGCACAUGUCCAAUAGCUGCUCCAAGCUAUGAGCCUGAAUAUGAUUAUUAUAAUCAAUAUAGUACAGCACCAUUAGUUUAUAGUUGGAUGCCAAUUGUUCCAGGAUUCACACAAGAACGUGCUGAUCAUUUAGUCAAAAAAGUACUGCCUCAUCCAUUAAACAUAUCCAAUAUAUCAACAGAAGGAAAUUCGUCCAUUAUAUCCGACCAAAAUACUAAAUUUGCAAACUCCUUAGUCCUUAAUAAUUCCGAUUCGAGACAAUAUAAUAUCCUUAAUAACAGUAGUGGAAUGACUUUUAAUCAUCAACUCGACGAUAGCUGUAAUGCAAUGGAUCUCAAUAUAUCAUGCAAUAUUCAGAAUGAAAACAACAAUCAAGAUUUAUCAUUUAAUGGAAAAUUUCCAAUGGAACUGACAACAACAACAACAGCAUCAUCGCUGAAUGAAGAAAGUCAAUUAAUUUUAAAGAAAAAUGAUAAAGAAAUUGAAAAGACUGCAUCAUCGCCUGUAAUGGAAGAUUGUGUAAAUAUCGCAGAUGAACAGGACGAAAACCAGGAAUGUAUAAAUAAUGCGGACGAGUCUGAGAAUGAGAAUGAAAAGUUGAGAAAUGAAAGCUUUGAAUUAUUGAAACAAGAGGAUAGUACCAAGAUGUUAUUCAUUAAUGAAAAUGAGAAAUCGCCAGUUAUGGAAUAUCAUGACGACAGCGAUGAUCAGGAAGACCCAAUUAAUUCUCACGACUCAAUUAAUAUUAAAUGUGACAAUACUAGCGAGACUAAAAUAGCCAUAAAUACAAGUAAUAAUACAAUAAUGCCUACAUUGAAGGAUCGAGAUGAUUUCUUGUUGAAAAAGUUUCAAUCAUCAUUAUCGGAAUUGCGUCCACCGCCUUCAAUUGCUACUUUACCAUUAUCUUUAAGUGAAAUGAUUGCAAUAUAUAAAAGAAAUUUGGACAAGCCAAAAGAGUCAUUUACUCCCAUUCAAAGCAACUUGAUGUUUAUUCCAUCACAUCCUUUAAACGAAACCAAGUCGAUGGAAUGGCCGGAAAUAUUGGAUGUAAAAGCCCACGGUAUAAUCUAUAAUAGAAGUACAGAUUGUGAAACAAUUGAAUUUAUGACUGUAAAAUAUGUCGAAAGAUUCAUUAAAGCAGAGACGACGUCAUCCUACAAUCACAAAGUUGGACCAUCAAGUGCGAAAAAGAAGAUAGAAAAAUUAAAAUUAUUGACACAAUCUCCGAGCAGUAGACUAAGUCAUUUAGCAAAUAGAAGAAAGAUUUUCUCAUCUGCUAAUUUGAAAUCAACGUCGGCGACUACUAGUCAUAAAUCACUCGCCAGUAGCAAGACACUAAUGGUUGAUAAAACAAAACUUUAUCAAAAGAAGAAGCGUACGUCAGCGAAGAAAAAGACACCCGGAAAACGAAAGACACCAAGAUCAGCAAAACGACAGAAUUUGCAAGUAAUGACGAAACCUGAAACUGCGGCGUCUUCAAAAAGAGCACUAUUCAUUAGCCCAAUGAAAACUAAGAAUGAUAUCUCAACAUUAUCAAGAUUAAACCGAGAAUUACCUACAAGAGGACAGUUACCAAAAAGAACUUUAUUCUCUCCGCCUCAAAAUGCAAAACGUAAGCGCUCACCAUCACCAGAUGUUGAAAAUAAAUACGGAAAAUCAAGGAGACUGGAUUCUCCAUCAAAAUUGCUCAAAAGUAAAAGCUUCUCAAUUGCUCCUGCAUCAUCUUCUGGAUCUUUAGAUGAACAUUUUAGAAAGACAUUAUAUUAUAGGACGCAAUCGGAAGCUGUUCUUAAUCAAUCGAUUGUUGCUGGAAGCAGUAAAAGUAGCAGUAGUACUAUUGGAUUCAGAAAACCAUUCUUAGACACUGAGAAAAAGAAAUUGUUAUGGACUGCAUCUUCAGCACUUCAGUCGAAGCAAAUUAAUAGAGAUCAUGAGAAAUUCAAGGAAUAUAUGUCAACACUUUGUAAAUUGGUGAAGAAAGUUUUUACAGAAUUUUAUAAUCCAACAAAAAGUAUGAGUGCGCAAAUGACAAAGUUCUCAAAUCUUAUGGUCUUUUACGUCAUACAAGGUCGUUCUUUUGACGAGAUUUAUCUAAUGACGAAGAGUAAACUUGAAGCACAAAAUCCAACAAAAGUUUCUGGAUAUAUAGGACAUGAUGAUUAUCAGAAGAAUCACUUUAUUCGUAAGAAUUCGUCGCUUUUAUUAAUGUCAAGUUCUUGCUCAUCAUUCAGCCUUAAUGAAAACAGUGAUAGUCUAAUGGACUCAACAUUUGACAGAAGCGGAAGUGACACAUCAAUAAACUGUUCGUCCAAGAAUAGUGAGAAAGUUUUAAGGGAAAAUUUUUCAAAUAAUGCUCGGGAUAAAUCAACAAAAAAAUUAUUUUCUACCAGCGAAUCUAAUCUUAAUGCACUAAAAACUAGCACACCGUCUUCACAAGUCCUCAAAGCUAAACGUCAAAUAUCAUUUUAAUUACCCAUUUAUUCUUUAAUUAUAGUGAAUUAUACUGUUUUGAUUUUCUGAUGGGUGUGUGUUCAAAAAAUGAAUUCGAGUGUGUGAAUAAUAUAAAUGAAAUUAGC
This is a messenger RNA of Chironomus riparius, 2985 nucleotides long. Lineage: Eukaryota; Metazoa; Arthropoda; Insecta; Diptera; Chironomidae. The record is from the annotation of a GenBank genome assembly.